AAAAAGAAUAGAAUAUGAAAAUACUAAUAUUAUUGACUCUCUGGUCUAGUUGUCUCCACAAAGACUCAAACCUUCUCAUACAGUAAACAAAAAGAAAAUCGCAGUAGCCAGUAGUACACUGCCAGUAUUAAUUGUUUUCAGUUGUAAAUCUUCAGUUCGAGUGUGUUUUCAGUUUUUCAAGAAAAUUAUUUGGGUCAGAAAUGUUUGUUCAAGAACGGGUACACCCCAAAUCACCAAGAACAACACUACCCACUUCAAAUAAUCACCACCAUCUCAACGAGUACCGUUUUUCCCCAUCAAAAUCACUCGAUUUCUCGACUUGGUUCGCCGAAAACCGCUUCAAAAUCAUCACAUGUCUCUUCCUCAUCGCCACCGUGGCCGCCCUCUUCUUCCUCAGAAACACCGGCGACACGGCGGCUUUUCUUUACCUCCAGUCAAGAUCACAGCCAAUUGAGAAGACUUUAGCUUUUCCACGUAUUAAUUGGAACCAAAUCAAACCCAUUUCUGAUCAAGCUUCCCCUUUUGCAAAUUUCCGUACAGAGAAGUGGAUCGUUGUUUCGGUGGCGGAUUACCCGUCUGAUUCACUUAAAAAGCUGGUUAAGCUUAAAGGGUGGCAGCUGUUAGCUAUUGGGAACUCGAGGACUCCGAAAGAUUGGGAGUUGAAGGGGUGUAUAUACUUAUCUUUAGAGCAGCAGGCUAGUUUAGGGUUUAGGGUUGUGGAUUAUGUGCCAUUUGAUUCUUAUGUGAGGAAGAGUGUGGGGUAUUUGUUUGCUAUUCAACAUGGUGCUAAGAAAAUCUUUGAUGCCGAUGAUCGCGGCGAGGUGAUUGGUGAUGAUUUAGGGAAGCAUUUUGAUGUUGAGUUGAUUGGGGAAGGAGCAAGGCAAGAGACUGUUCUGCAGUAUAGUCAUGAGAAUGAGAAUAGGACUGUUGUGAACCCUUAUAUUCAUUUCGGGCAAAGGUCUGUGUGGCCUAGGGGUUUGCCAUUGGAGUAUGUUGGUGGGAUUGGGCAUGAGGAGUUUUACACUGAGGUUUUUGGUGGGAAACAGUUUAUACAGCAGGGUAUUUCAAAUGGAUUGCCAGAUGUUGAUUCUGUGUUUUAUUUUACGAGGAAAUCUGAUUUGGAAAGUUUUGAUAUAAGGUUCGAUGAGCAUGCUCCGAAAGUUGCGCUACCUCAAGGUACGAUGGUGCCGGUUAAUUCGUUUAAUACGAUUUAUCAGUCUUCUGCUUUUUGGGGUUUGAUGCUUCCAGUUUCUGUUAGUACAAUGGCAUCUGAUGUUCUAAGGGGUUAUUGGGGGCAAAGACUUUUAUGGGAGAUCGGUGGGUAUGUUGUUGUUUAUCCGCCUACUGUGCAUAGAUAUGAUAGGGUAGAGGCAUACCCGUUUUCGGAGGAGAAGGAUCUUCAUGUAAAUGUAGGGAGGUUGAUAAAGUUCUUGGUUGCUUGGAGAUCAACUAAGCAUAGAUUGUUUGAAAAGAUUUUGGAGUUGAGUUACGCAAUGGCGGAGGAAGGCUUUUGGACUGAGCAGGAUGUGAAGUUCACUGCUGCUUGGCUUCAGGAUUUGAUAGCUGUUGGGUAUCAGCAGCCUAGGUUAAUGUCAUUGGAAUUGGAUAGGCCACGGGCAAGUAUUGGUCAUGGGGAUCGAAGGGAAUUUAUUCCACGUAAAUUGCCAUCUGUGCAUCUUGGAGUAGAGGAAAUAGGGACUGUGAAUUAUGAGAUUGGAAAUUUGAUUCGUUGGAGGAAGAAUUUUGGGAAUGUUGUACUUAUCAUGUUUUGCACUGGACCUGUGGAACGGACAGCUUUAGAAUGGAGAUUGCUAUAUGGCAGGAUAUUUAAAACUGUGGUUAUUUUGUCACAUCAGAGGAAUGAUGAUCUGGCUGUUGAAGAAGGCAAUUUGGAACAAUUAUACAGGCAUUUGCCGAAGAUAUUUGAUCGGUUUACUAGCGCAGAAGGAUUUUUAUUCCUUAAGGAUGAUACUGUCCUCAAUUAUUGGAAUUUGCUUCAGGCAGACAAGACUAAACUAUGGAUUACUGACAAGGUAUCCAAAUCCUGGAGUACUGUGUCAACCAGUGGAAACUCCGAUUGGUAUGCAAAACAAGCAGAAAUGGUAAAAAAAAUAGUUGGUUCAAUGCCCGUAAAUUUCCAAGUCAAUUAUAAGGAUGCUAUGAAGAAUGAUCAGGGACUCACGAUAUGCAAUUCUGAGAUAUUUUACGUUCCCCGCCACUACGUAGCUGACUUUGUCGAUCUUGUCAGUUUGGUGGGUGAUGAAAAAAUCCAUAACAAUGUAGCGAUACCUAUGUUCUUUGUUUCGAUGGAUUCACCGCAGAAUUUUGAUUCGGUGCUUAGUACAAUGGUCUAUAAGCGAAAGCCACCCUCUGCUAAUUCGACGUUUUACAAUGUUCAAGCUCCUGCUGUUCACCCAUGGAGUGUGUCAAGUGAACAAGAUUUUAUAAAGCUAGUAAGAAUAAUGGCAGGAGGUGACCCUCUUCUAAUGGAGUUAGUUUGAAGGUAAAAACCACCAUUUCAUACUCACAUGAACUACAAUAGAGACAAAGAAAGAAACUGUAACUUCUUGUACCUGUUAUACAAAAUUCUUUUUUCUUUUUCCCCCAAGUUUUCCACUUAAGCCUUUUUUUUUUCUUUUAGAAUGUAAUUUGUGCAAGUUCUGUUUCAUUUUCUUUGUAGAUUUACAGUGUAUGAUUCAUUUACUGAUUGGGUAUUCACCCCAGUGACAGAAACAUUGCAAUUUUUUUUCUGUCAAGGAAAUAUGAGAAGAUUGUAGUCUUAGAAUUGUUUGA
Mercurialis annua (annual mercury) is the source of this 2793-nucleotide messenger RNA. Its product is annotated as probable glycosyltransferase STELLO2. Lineage: Eukaryota; Viridiplantae; Streptophyta; Magnoliopsida; Malpighiales; Euphorbiaceae. The transcript has 3 exons. The coding region runs from base 201 to 2501 and encodes 766 amino acids. The record is from RefSeq and is a predicted model, not a curated record.